GGCUGUAGUUCCGUCAUCUCGCUCGUCUCCGAGGCUACAGGGGGCCAAUGUUGAUUUGGGCGAAUUCCUGUCGUUGUCGGACCCCGCCGAGGAUUAAUUUUUAAAAGCUGGGUUCGGUAACGCAAAGUGGCAGGCUUUUGAUUGAGAAUACUGCACCCCCGCCGUCGGUAUAGCUGUUUUUUGGGCUGGGGGAGAGGUGGGGAGCCGGGGGGCCUCGCUCGGAGGGGGCUGCAAGGAGGGACAGGAGAAGACUGGAUCCUCCGUGUUCAGGCCAACUGCGCCGAGGUCGGCCUGGCGGUCCGGUGAAGCCCCAGCGACCGAGAUACCUCAACGGUAGCUCCCCGUGGAUUUAAAUUUCUAACGGUCGCCGGUUGUUGGUGACCGUGGAGUCAGUGAGCCCGCUGCACUGUACCGUCUCGCCGUGGCACCGCAUCAGCAGCUGUCAGGCUAUUUAAGAUCAAGACUUCGGAGUUAACGCUUGGUAACUGUUACAGCUGGAUUUAGAAUAUACCGGUCAGACCCAAUCGAGCUAAGACCGGCUUGACAAGGCUGUAGGGCGGCCAAAAAGCCACGGAUCGCCCGUUGACAAGUUGUCAUCAUGGGCAACGCGCCCACGGCCAGGAAGGGCAGCGAGAUGGAAAGCGUCAAGGAGUUCCUUGCUAAAGCCAAAGAGGACUUUCUCAAGAAGUGGGAGAACCCCGCACAGAACACUGCUUGCCUGGAGCAGUUUGAGAGGUUGAAAACCCUGGGCACGGGCUCAUUUGGCCGUGUGAUGCUGGUGAGGCACAGAGAAACGGGACAGCAUUAUGCCAUGAAGAUCCUCAACAAGCAGAAGGUGGUGAAGCUCAAGCAAAUAGAGCACACUCUGAAUGAGAAGAGGAUUCUUCAGGCCGUCAGCUUUCCUUUUCUGGUGCGGUUAGAGUACUCGUUCAAGGACAACACUAACCUCUACAUGGUGAUGGAAUAUGUACCUGGUGGAGAGAUGUUCUCCCAUCUACGGCGAAUUGGCAGAUUUAGUGAGCCUCACGCUCGGUUCUAUGCUGCUCAGAUCGUUCUAACCUUUGAGUAUCUGCAUGCUUUGGACCUGAUCUACAGAGACCUGAAACCUGAAAAUCUGCUCAUAGACCAACAGGGCUACAUACAGGUGACAGAUUUUGGCUUUGCCAAACGUGUAAAGGGCCGGACCUGGACACUGUGUGGCACCCCAGAAUAUCUGGCCCCAGAGAUUAUUCUAAGCAAGGGGUAUAACAAGGCAGUAGACUGGUGGGCGCUGGGCGUACUCGUCUAUGAGAUGGCUGCAGGGUACCCGCCUUUCUUCGCUGACCAGCCCAUUCAGAUCUAUGAAAAGAUCGUAUCAGGGAAGGUGCGUUUCCCGUCUCACUUCAGUUCAGACCUGAAGGACCUCCUGAGGAACCUGUUACAGGUGGAUUUAACAAAACGCUACGGGAACCUCAAGAACGGGGUGAACGACAUCAAGGGACACAAGUGGUUUGCAACCACUGACUGGAUUGCCAUCUACCAGAAGAAGGUGGAAGCUCCCUUCGUCCCCAAGUUCAAAGGACCAGGCGACACCAGCAACUUUGACGACUACGAGGAGGAGGAGAUCCGCGUCUCCUUCACUGAGAAAUGUGCCAAGGAGUUUGCAGAGUUCUAGAGUUAGAGAGCAAAGAGAGGAGGAAAGAAGGAAGUAGGGAGAGUCAAAGGUAGGCUGGUCAAGUGGGAGACGUAAGGAGGGAGUACCGUCUCCUGUCCAAUCACAAGCACCAGCUACAAAAUGAGGGAGGAAUUGGGAUAGAGAAGGGAAAAAAGAGCAAGGAGACUGAUAACCAGCAGUGUUGCCUUUUCUGUUGCGUUUCUGUUGUAUUUUAUUUAUUGGUCUGUCUUAUUUAUGGAUCCCUUUAUGAUGAAGGUGUGCUUCAGAUUCAUGGGUGUUAUUUAGAGUUGCCUCUACACAUUUUCACCCAAGAUCUUCCCUGCUCUUUUAUUGUUUCAUUCAUCGUUCAGUCACUUUUGGGCCACAUCACAGAGACAUCACUCAGUCAGUCCGUCGGUCAUUACAUGAAGCCCAUCGAGUCGUGCAAGUCGAGGUCUCAGUCCGCACAAGAGCUUCUUAAAUUUAACAACCGGCUAACUUGCUCUUUCUCUGGUGAGCAAAAGCGGCAUUGAGUCGAACAUUUAAAUGAAUCACACGCACACGCACUUAAAUAACUUAUGUUUUGCAGUCAUUUUUCCUUUAAUUAUUGAAAGCAUUUCAUAUCGUAGACAGCAUACAUUAAGUCACUGGCAUGAUCGGCCACAAGAAAAACAUGAAGAUGAUGCAUCGCGUGUGCUCUAACAAGUUUCGGUCAGACACAAAUGACACUUAAGGGGCAAGAAGUCAGUUAAGUUUACUAUGUAACUCCAUCUAUACUUCUCAUCGUUGUUAGCAUAGCCAGGCUUUGUGCACUCAAUUUUUAAAUGUUGCUAGAUACUAGUGGCUCCAAUGAUAUCAUGUCAGCAAACAAGGAAAUUUGGAUAAGGGAACGUAAAUAUCUCAGUUUUAAUGGUGUUGUGAAGGAACACCGUAACAUAAUGGUAUCUCAGGUUUGAACAUAUCACUUAAUAAGACAUUUUAUCAACAUGAAGCAUUAGGAUUAGCAGGUAAAGAGGACGUGUGAGACACUAGCUUAUGAUAUAGAUUUAGGAAUUUAAAGCUCUGGUUAGCACUAAGAGGAACAUGAGGGAAUAUUAAGACUUUUGGAUAGUGUAUUCCACAGUUUCCCACUCCAGAAGAUUUGGUUUUGCUAACUCGACGACUCUGUUUGGUCUUAAAAGCACUCACUGUCUCCACUCAGAGCUCACAUACUCUUUAAGUUGAUGCAGCAUUUUGAAUUUGGCCCUUGCCAAUUCCAACUACAGAAGACCACCUGAGGCAGACUACCUCCAACCACUUCUGGCUGGUGGUCACCAGAGCACUUUGACCAGUCAUUGAAGGCGGUCUGGAUAGUGUGCUUUAUGGUCUUUUACAGAAACCUGUGUUUAUGUUCAUCUCCCCAGCAGCCAGCCCUCUUGUCACUUGCAAAGUUGGGCCACACUCCAUGUGACAGUCUUACAUGUGACAGCAACUCUAUUCCCAUCUCUUGUGUUUACAGUCUUUGUUUAAUUUAGUUUUUCAUGUGGUGGUGAUGUAACGACGACUGGCGCUCCACUGAACAAGUUAAGAAAAGGUAGCGCAACUGGAGUUGACUAGAGCUAGUAUUGAGAAGAGACAAAAAUGAUCCUAGUGCACAGUGUCCAAGCUGCCUGUUUAAAGUGCACGACACAAGUGUUCAACGCCUCCUUAGCUCCUGAGCUGUGAUCGCAAAGUACUUGAGCAAAGCCCAAAAUGGUGGUCAGUGUAGGAUUUGGUCGUUCAGGAUUUAUGAAAUAAAACACAGUGACACUAGUGUCUGUUUCAAACAUUCAAAUGCCUUCUUCAUAGCUGUAUUUCAAUGUGCCACCAUAAUGAAGAUAUUCUGUUUUGGUUCAAACGGGCGCUCUGGUUUUGCUCUGAUCGCUUUAAAAUCCAGAUAUGUUUGAUUCACACGAGUCCCUCCUGUCCAAAACAGUUCAGAUACGGGAAAAUAUUACAAGCCUUUUCUCAGUUGUACUGUGUAAUUCUGUGUUUAUGAAAAAAUACACACACAAUUACACACAUAUCACUCAUGUGGAAUGUUAUUAGAAAUGAGCUACCAUCAAGGGAUUUUCAAUGUCGACUCAAUGAUCUGUUUUAGAUCAUUUUUCGGUGUGUGUAGCCAAAUGUCUGCAGCUGGAUUAACCAGCUACGGGGCCCCGGGCCUUUAUGAACCCACCAUUCCUCCCACUCUCUGUGUAUGUACCACUAUGCUGGAAUAUCUCAUGGUCCCAGGUUCACUGUGUGGUAAUUUGAUUAAAACACAAAUUAAAGCAGCUACAAGGAACUUUCAUUUCGUGUUGAUUUGGGCAGCUCCUCUGAACAAAAGCGGUAGUGUUUCCCAGAAUAAAGAUUUCCCAUGAGCACCGCCGCCUCUUGUUGUAAAUCUUGAUCUGGCUAGCGGGUGCAUUUGUUGUGGAAGCAAGUGGAAGACAGCAGUUUGUUCUUAUCGAAAUGUGUUUUAUACAUAAACAGGCAUAAUACACACCUCUCUGCGUGGAAGAAGACCAGUUCAGGAUCAGUUUUGAAUCCUUUCAACGCAGUGCUCUCCAUCUCUUGAAUGACCAACCAAGGUUGACUCGUGUUUUUGCCCGUGCUUUAUCACCAUCCCCUUUAGCUUUCUUUGUUCUCUUUGCUGUUUCUGCCCCAGUUUCAGCCAUAAACACGAAAUGUAACAUCGAAAAUAAAUUUCUGUAAAGAAUUUUAACUAGCUUAUGCACUACUCACUGCCAAACUGUGCCCGGGACAAUGUAAACAGGCACUUCCAGUCUGCAUGCCAUAAAUUCUUCAGUCUGAUUUUGCGGGGAAUCGGACCGAAGACAAGCACGAAGAAUAACUUUAUAGAAACUUAUGUAGGUCAUGUAUUAGCAUCAGUAUUAAACUGAGACUGUUUCAUAACCAGUUAAAAACUUCUUGUAGCUGCUUUACUUUAGGAAUGAGUGCAGCAUUAACUGAUGUAAUCAAAGUCUUGAGGGGCCGCUGAUUCAGUAUUGCACUUCCAUAAAGCUUGCAAAAUAGAUAGCUAGAUGGGUAUCCUAGCUAGUAUGCCAUAUUCACAUCAUAUGGGAUGGAUGGUAGAAAUGGGAAAGGUGUUGGCAUGCAAGCGUUGAUGCCAUCUGACACCUUUUCACAGGUGUGACCAGUAAACUGACAUUGAAUUCGAUGGGGUCCAGGACCCCUUUAAGACAGGGCCUCAAGAUGAGCUAAAGACCCACCUCAAGGCCCUUCCUAGUGUCAGCUGAUAUGGCGCUUUAGCAGAGUAUAUUCCCAAAUGAAGUUACAGUUAAUCAAAUUACCACAAACCAAUCUGGGGCUUUUGCAGAUAUGGGGCCCUGGGCAGCUGCCUACUCUUUGCCAAGCUGGUAAUCCAGCCAGUGUCCAGUAGAAAACCUUUUGACUGAUUGGUUUUAUAUCAGAGAAAUUAGUCACAUACAAGGCAAUCAUCUCGUGACCAAAAGCUCCGCUCCCCACUUCUUGUCAUAAUCUUUCACAUUGAGGUGAAACAGCUUAAAAACAUUUCAUUGAUCAAUCUGAGGUCAAAACCAUAUUGGCACAUAGAUGGUGGCAAGAGCUGCAAGGUGGACACACAUCUACUUGAUCAGCUGGCUUAUUGGUUAUUAUGGACUAAUUUACAACCCUUUUAUUAUUAUUAUUAUUAUUAUUAUUAUUAUUAUUAUUAUGACAUUGUUGUAAACCACUUGUUGAGACUUCACAUUCGUUGUAUUUCCUCCAUGUCCAGUUUAAUGUUGACUAUAUCAUCAUGGACAAAAUGUUUGAAGUUAUAAUACAAUAUUAUUCCGUGUCUCCUCGAUGUUUUUUGCAGUGAUACAACUUCCUCUCGAUGCAGGCACAAUGCUGGUACAUACUGUCGCACUUUUUAGGGAAAUGAGACCCCAAUGUAAACCAUGUUAACCCCCGCCACACACACCCAUACACGCACACACACAUAUACACACACACACAAAUAACACACUGCAAAGGGAAGCGUCUAAAGUCACGGGAACAGUGACAUAAAAACACGAAGUGUAAUAUUUUGCAACAUGAGUAUCAUUCCAAUAAAGUUUUACUUGU
This is a messenger RNA of Epinephelus fuscoguttatus (brown-marbled grouper), 5722 nucleotides long. RefSeq names its product protein kinase, cAMP-dependent, catalytic, alpha, genome duplicate b (gene prkacab). NCBI's taxonomy places the organism in Eukaryota, Metazoa, Chordata, Actinopteri, Perciformes, Serranidae. Gene Ontology annotation, cellular component: nucleus; cAMP-dependent protein kinase complex. Gene Ontology annotation, biological process: peptidyl-serine phosphorylation. Gene Ontology annotation, molecular function: protein kinase A regulatory subunit binding; ATP binding; cAMP-dependent protein kinase activity. The record is from RefSeq and is a predicted model, not a curated record. The transcript is spliced from 11 exons. The coding region runs from base 599 to 1654 and encodes 351 amino acids.